CUGUGGGAUCCCGAAAUAUUCUCUCAGAAGAUGCAGGAUUAUGUGUUAGGUUUGCUUUCUUUGAUUUGCAGUCUCAAAGGCCUAACUUGUACACCAUGGACAAUGAAAGUACAGCAUCAGGUCAAUAGCACAUUGGGACAAAAUGUGAUUCUACCUUGCAUCUUCACACACCCAAAACAAAAUAGUUACAAAGGUUAUAUAACUAUUAAAUGGAUACAGAGCAACGUACAUAAACCGAUUUUUCAGUGCAUGUUUUAUCAGACCAAAGAACAAGACAGUAACUGUAUUGAUCCAACAUCUUCAAAACGACACUUGCUUCAAGGCAACCACAGAGAAGGAGACAUUUCCUUAAGGAUCAAUAAUGUAGAUUUGACUGAUGCCUCACAGUACACCUGUAGGGUGGAGCUGGAUUAUAAUAGAUUUGAGAAAAACACGAUGCUUAAUGUCAACGCUCCAGCACAAAUCCUUAGCCUAUCCUUGGAUUUAGAUGAUGUGAAUAUGAUGGUGAAAUGCAUUGCCCAAGGGAAUCCAGUUCCUGAAGUGAAAUGGACCUCGUCAUCUGGACCAAUAGAACACUCUCCAAUCAAAGUUGGCUACAAAGUCAUCAGCUUCAUUCCAUUCUCUGACCAGGACGUGUACACCUGCCAAUCUGUAAACUCACUGGGCCAGGAUGAGAAAACAUUUCCGAACCAAAAUACAAAUCAAAAUUGUACUGGUCUUUCGGUGAUAACUGGCAUUCUGGUGUGUUUGCUGUUGCUUGGGCUUGUAGCGUUCAUUUUGGAUGUGGUGAAAAGAAGACAAAGUGCACAGGGAAUAAUGCUACGGGAUAUGGGUGCACAGAGGGUUAAACCCUCAAUACAUAAAGCUAAUGAGACAGUUUAUGCCAAUAUCAGCACUUGUCCAGUUGGUGAAACUAGACAAGUUGACUCAACAGAGGCACUGGGAGAGGGAGCAAAGGUUGAAAUGAUUCCCAUGGCCCCAAAAAAUCAGUCGCAGAGACAUCCAGGACCCUCACCAGACACUGAAGAAAACUGAAAAGCGCUGAUCCAGAAGGACCAAUCACAUUUGUUUUUGAUUACUUUAUGAUAUAUAUUUUUUGAAAUCAUUGUAUAUGAUAUUUUUUAUGGUGUAAUUUGCUUC
Carassius auratus (goldfish) is the source of this 1140-nucleotide messenger RNA. RefSeq names its product sialic acid-binding Ig-like lectin 15. The coding region runs from base 31 to 1035 and encodes 334 amino acids. Gene Ontology annotation, biological process: regulation of actin cytoskeleton organization; regulation of osteoclast development; regulation of bone resorption. NCBI's taxonomy places the organism in Eukaryota, Metazoa, Chordata, Actinopteri, Cypriniformes, Cyprinidae. The record is from RefSeq and is a predicted model, not a curated record. Gene Ontology annotation, cellular component: plasma membrane. The transcript has 6 exons.